Molecule: messenger RNA, 1356 nt
Organism: Pieris macdunnoughi
Lineage: Eukaryota; Metazoa; Arthropoda; Insecta; Lepidoptera; Pieridae
Source: the annotation of a GenBank genome assembly
AUGUUAUUUAUAGGUAGGCCUACGCAAAGUGAAACUAUGAAGUACGAUUGGAAAACACAAGGAGAGAUGAAACUUCUAUUGGAUCGUUGUAGAACUGUAAUUAUAUUUUCUAGUGUGGUGUGCACUUUUGCAGCUGUUAUAUCGCUACAUAAAAUUUUAAGCCACGAUGUUAAAUUUAUUAAGCCUUUUUCUCCAUUGCCAGCUGGCUUGUACGGUAACUACUUAGAACCUUUCGUUGGGGAGCCUCCACCUUCCACACCUAAAAGCUAUGAUAAAGCAAGGGAUUCCGAAGCUGUCGGAUCGUUGAACGCGGCACUAGAAAUGAAAAAAAAUGGCAAAUCAGAUAAGGCUUUAAAAUUAUUUCAACAUGCAUUUGCACUUUCACCAAAACACCCAGACAUUCUCAAUCACUAUGGUGAGUUUUUAGAAGACAUAAAGCAAGAUGUGGUUAAAGCUGAUCAAUUGUAUACUCUGGCAUUAAGCAAUUUUCCUGAUCAUAGAGGAGCAUUAUCAAACCGACAACGAACAGCAAGUAUAGUUGAAAAUCUAGAUCGAGAAAUGUUACGAAAGAUUGAUGAAAAACGAGAUGCAUUACUAUCAAUACCAGAAAAUGAUGCUGCUUUGCGCCGAGCAAAGAAAGAAGCUUAUUUCCAACAUAUUUACCAUACUGUAGGUAUAGAAGGGAAUACAAUGACUUUGUCUCAAACAAGAAGUAUUUUGGAAACAAGAAUAGCAGUGGCUGGAAAAAGUAUUGAUGAACAUAAUGAGAUCUUAGGAUUGGAUGCAGCAAUGAAAUAUAUAAAUUCAACUUUGCUGUAUCGUGUGCGAGAUAUAACUAUGGGAGAUAUAUUAGAGAUACAUAAAAGAGUAUUAGGGCAUGUGGACCCUAUUGAAGGUGGUCAUUUCAGAAGAACACAGGUAUAUGUUGGAGGACACAUUCCUCCAGGACCAUCUGAGAUUCAAAAACUAAUGACUCAGUUCUUAGAAUGGCUUAAUUCAGAAGAUGCUAUGGAACUGCAUCCAGUGAGAUACGCAGCAUUAGCUCACUACAAACUUGUACACAUUCAUCCAUUUAUAGAUGGCAAUGGACGGACAUCCCGACUUCUUAUGAAUCUACUACUAAUGCAAGCUGGUUACCCACCUGUGAUCAUUGCUAAGCAACACCGUCAUAUGUAUUACCAGCAUUUGCAGACAGCUAAUGAAGGAGAUGUUAGACCAUUUGUUAGAUUUAUAGCACAAUGCACAGAGCGGACACUGAAUUUGUAUUUGUGGGCGACAAGUGAAUAUAGCCACAUGGUACCUGCUAUUGGAGAACCGCAUAUUCUGACUGGUGAAGGUUUUGAAGAUCUUUUAUAA